AUACGAGUGAUGACAAAGGGGAUAAAAAAACUUCAUUCCAGAAAAAACAAGAAAAAAUACAAAAACAAAUAGAGCAGCUAGAAAUGGAGAAUGUUGCUGAUAAAGAUUGGACGCUUAUGGGAGAGGUAUCAAGCAAACAUAGGCCAUUAAAUAGUUUAUUAGAAGAGGAUUUAAAAUUCGAUCAUGUCAUAAAGCCAGUUCCUAUUAUCACUGAAGAAGUUACAAUGAAACUUGAAGAUAUGAUAAAACAAAGGAUUUUGGACGAAACGUUCGAUGACGUUGAGCGUAAACAAGAUCCGAAUUUUAGGCCAUUUUUACCAUCAAAGUUGGUUGAAAUAUCGAAUGAAAAAUCAAAAAAGUCCUUAGCAGAGAUAUAUGAGGAAAAUUAUGUUAAACAAACAUCCGACAUACCGGAUGAGAAGGAUGAAGCAUUAAAAAAAGAACAUCAGGAGAUUGAAAAUAUGUUUAAAGAACUAUGUCACAAAUUAGAUGCUUUGAGUAAUUUCCAUUAUACACCAAAGCCACCCAGGCCCGAAAUUUCUGUCAUUGCCGAUGUACCAGCUAUAGCAAUGGAGGAAGUAAUACCAGUUCACGUGAGCGAUGGUACAUUACUUGCUCCUGAGGAAGGUAGCACUGAAAUGGAUUUAGAUGAGAAAAAACGGGCACGUGCCGCAAAAAAACGGUUAAAGAAAAAAGAAAAAAAAUUUAAGGAACGUGAGAAAAAGGUUAUCGAAAAGAUGAAUCCUGGAUUGGGAAACAAACAUUCAAAACAAAAGAUGCUGGAUUCAUUAAUAGGUCAAAAGAAUGUAACUAUUAUCGGGAAAAAUGGGAAACAAGUUUCCGCUUUAAAAUCGAAAAAACGAGAAAUUGAUAUUCGAUCUACAAGUUUGAAAUUAUGA
Scutellospora calospora is the source of this 899-nucleotide messenger RNA. Lineage: Eukaryota; Fungi; Glomeromycota; Glomeromycetes; Diversisporales; Gigasporaceae. The record is from the annotation of a GenBank genome assembly.